AUGGGGAACAAAGCCUGUUUGGGCCCAAGAGAGGAGCACACCUAUUAUGAUCCUGAUAACGAUUGGAAGCCAAAGCACAACAUAGUUAUUGAGACUAAUAACAAAAUCCCAGGUGGAAUAUAAAUAACGAUGAAGAAUCAGAUACAAGAUCUCUUGGUAAGAGGAAGAAGACACUGAAAGGUAGCGAAGACUAUCAAACAGCUACGCCUGGCCAAACAGCUACACAGACUGCAACUGGGGAUGAACUAUGGGGGUGGGGCGAGGAGCAGAUUGAGCUUCCAAAUGGUGACAAAGUUUAUGUGACCCUUAAUAACCCUAAUGAGCCUGAUGGAGGCAAGACCAAAAAUAUUCAUAACAUGCCUCUUGACAUGGUACUUGAGAGGCAUGGCGUUGAUCUGUACGUUGAAGAGUAUCGCAACCGAUUUGGUGAUAAGAACAAAGGAUUGGAGUUAUUCAAGAAUUCACUACACUAUCAAAGGAUCAGUAGCCAGGACAGACCAACUCUUUUUGGUGGAGAUCUCUAUCAUUAUGAAGAGCAGAAACUAAUAGAUCCUGAUGAAAUUGAAGCUAGUGAUAUAGAGCCUAUUAAAUAUUACGAGGUCAAGGAUAUGAAGGAAGAUAGCAUGAUCGAAGCCUCUAGCUCAAAGAUUGGCAAAAGUGAAGAAAGCAAUUUUGAUGCCAGUAAAGAACUCGAAAAAUUGGCCGAAGAAAGCAAAGAGAAGAGCUUCCAAAAGCACGAUAUAGACCAAGAAAUCCAGAACCUCACAGGAGAAAUCGAAGAUAGCCAAAUCCAUGAAGAGGGCUAUAACGACUUUAUCCAGAAACAAGGCAAUAUUGGGGAAUCAGAAUCUGCUAGUAUCUCAGCAAUGAAAAGCAGCAAAGAAAGCCAACAGCAGGAAAUUGUAGUUGUAAGUCGAACGAAGUUGGGUUAGGAAUAGUAGUAUGCGAACUAAGAUGGGUGAAACAGAGAAGUCAUUAUUUUUAUGAAUUUCCUGAAAUGUUUUAUUGUAAUUAAAUUUACAAAGUAAUACAUUUACAAAAAUUAUCUUAAAGCUUACACAUCCCUAAUUUUCUCAUAAACCUCUUAUAUCCUUCUAUGCUAUUUUCUUCUCAUACUCUACACACAAGCCUCUAUUGACUUCCAACCCAUAACAUCCCUAACAUAUGCCAAAUUUCUAUACUACCAAUUCUCACCUGAACCAAAUCCUAUAGGAAGAAGAACAACCCAUAGAGCAAGUUAAUCAGCUUGAAGUUGAAGAGGUUGAAGAAGAAAUCGAAGACCAUGAAGACCACGAAGAAGAAAUUGAAGACCACGAAGAAUCUCAAAAAGAUCCCUCAGAUAUCGAUGAGUCUGAUAUCAUCGUUACCUCUACCAAGAAGCCUGAGGUUGAAGAGCCAGAAGGAUCGGAGGGAGAACUUAACGAUACUAUCCCCAUAUCGUAUCAUGAGAGCGAAGGAAUCGAAGAUGCUAUUCCUAACUUAGAUGCUUCCUCAACCAUGCUACAUAAUUAUGAAGCAUCUUUACCUCAUGAGAAGCUUGACAGAGGUCCUGCCUUUGAAGAAAGUACCCCAAUAAGAACCAAACAUUACCGAGAAGAAAGGAAGGAGAGCGUCUGGGAAAAACUCAAAAUUAGUAAAGAAGGAUACUAUCGUAAAAACGAGAGUUCGAAAGAAAGAAAACCAAGAGAUUACUCUGGCCUUCGCCUUAACCCUCAAAACAGAAAGGACAGAAUCUCCUACCUCCAUCAAAGCAGGGGAAGCUCUUUUGAAAAAAGCCGCGUGAGUCCAAUGAACGGUGUCGGAAUCGGUGAAUCUCCAUAAAAUCC
Moneuplotes crassus is the source of this 1826-nucleotide messenger RNA. NCBI's taxonomy places the organism in Eukaryota, Ciliophora, Spirotrichea, Euplotida, Euplotidae. The record is from the annotation of a GenBank genome assembly.